Molecule: messenger RNA, 1048 nt
Organism: Vitis vinifera (wine grape)
Lineage: Eukaryota; Viridiplantae; Streptophyta; Magnoliopsida; Vitales; Vitaceae
Exons: 2
Coding region: 131-805 (224 amino acids)
Cellular component (GO): nucleolus
Molecular function (GO): RNA binding
Source: RefSeq, a predicted model, not a curated record
AAUAUUUCAGUUUAAACCCUCUUCCUCUUUAGCGAGGCUGCGGUCUCUGAAGAAGGAGAAGAAGAAGAGCUCAUUUCCAUACGACCUUUCUUCUCUCUUCAACAGAGCCAGCAUUUAACUGAACCACACCAUGCAAUCCAACGAACCAGCCACUUCCAUGGAGGUUGAAAAUGUUUUAUCGGAACCAAAUCCCACAUCUGGGACUUUUCCAUCAAAGCCAAAGUUUGAGCCUCUAAAGGCUCAUGAGAUGUCUGAAGGCCGAGUUCAGUUUCGGAAGGUCUCCGUUCCACCCCAUCGAUAUACUCCUCUGAAGAAAGCAUGGAUGGAAAUCUAUACUCCAAUAUAUGAGCAGAUGAAAAUAGACAUUCGAAUGAAUCUCAAAGCUCGCAAAGUUGAAUUGAAAACCAGGGCAGACACUCCUGACAUUAGCAACUUGCAGAAGUGCACUGAUUUUGUCCAUGCUUUUAUGCUAGGGUUUGGUGUGGUAGAUGCCAUUGCCCUCUUGCGUCUGGAUGAGCUUUACGUAGAAUCUUUUGAGAUCAAAGAUGUUAAAACUCUUCGAGGUGAGCACCUGUCUCGUGCCAUAGGAAGACUGUCUGGUAAAGGAGGCAAAACAAAGUUUGCAAUUGAGAAUGCUACAAGGACGAGGAUUGUAAUUGCGGACACCAAGAUUCACAUAUUAGGAUCUUUUUCCAACAUUAAAAUUGCAAGAGAUUCUCUUUGUAGCCUCAUUUUAGGGUCCCCUGCUGGAAAGGUAUAUUCAAAACUCAGAGCAGUUACUGCUAGACUUGCUGAGAGGUUUUGAUCUUUCAUUUCUGUUGUUGUUUUGAGGCUUUGUUUUGAGUUUUCGAUUUUGGAAGGUUUGCAUUAAAGAUUAGAAGGCAGAGUGAGCUCAGUGGGAAAUUUUCCGCAUCUGGGGUUGUGUCAAAUAUUGAGAUUAGACCAUUGUAGAGAGAUUUUAUUCACUUUUCAUGUGUUUAAUUUUUUCUAAUUCCUAUAAACGAUCUAAACUAAACUAUUGAUGCUUGGAUUCUGGUGGAUUCCCUCA